Messenger RNA from Brassica oleracea var. oleracea, 503 nucleotides. RefSeq lists its product as uncharacterized. NCBI's taxonomy places the organism in Eukaryota, Viridiplantae, Streptophyta, Magnoliopsida, Brassicales, Brassicaceae. The annotation marks the transcript as partial. The transcript has 4 exons. The record is from RefSeq and is a predicted model, not a curated record.
AUGUGGAGAAACAUUGAAAAUUUCUCCAUCAAUAACCCGAGUGUUUCCUACAGGCCUACCAAUCAUCAAUACAAAAUCAAUUUCAUUUAUGGCACUGAUAUCACUCCAUCAACAAUCCUAAACGACAACAUGUUCCUGAGUUUGGUGGAUUUCCAAACUAUUCAGAGUGGAGUGGAAGAUCCAAACAUCUUAAUUGAUGUUAUUGGACAAGUGUCUGAUUUGGGAGCUCUAGAGACAGUUCAGUGCUCGGGUAAAGCAAGAAAGAAAAUCGAAUUCAGUUUGACAGACCUUGUUGGCCAUAGGAUUACUUGCUGUCUGUGGGGAAAGUUUGCUGAAAGCAUUAAAGCUAACUGCGAUGCAGCUGGUGAAGAUUCGGUUAUAUGCCUCCUAUGUUUUGUGAAAAUUGGGACUUAUAGAAAUGAGAUUCAAAUUUCAAACUCAUAUGAUGCUUCUCAAGUCUUUUUCAACCCGCCAAUAAUGGAGGCUGAGGCAUUUUUGAAAAG